GCGUUGCUCACUCCCCGGAGUUCUGAGCACGGAAGCCGGCGCCCCAGAAACUCGCCGCGCCGCGCGGCGUCGGGUUGCUACCACCUAUCACGACCCUCACCCUCAGACUCUCCUCCUUUCGCGGCCGACCCCGCCGCCGGCUUCCGCUCCCUUCCGCCCUCCCUCCCUCCCUCCCUCGCUCCCCUUUCCCGGCGUCUCCAGGCUCCCAGCAACUAGCCGCCUCCGGGCUGUCACGGCCCUGGCGGGCGCCCGCCGGGUCUCCCAGCCGUGCUCGGCCCCUCGCGAGCUGGGGCCCCUUCCUGUGGCCCGUACCCCAACCCCUCCCCACCCCCUCCCAGCCGCCCCAUCCCCUCCCUGGCCGCUGAGAGCGCGUCUGCGGCUCCAGGGGAGGGACCGUUUCCUAAUCUCAGGCCGAGGUUAAAGUUCUGGUCCUGGUGAGAUGCUGGAAGCUGCGGCCAGAGCCGCAACCCGCCCUGGAGGUGACCUGUCGCUUAUCGUCGCCGCCGCCGCUGCUGCCGCCACUGCCGCCCGGCCGGGGCCAUGUUCGCUCUGGGCUUGCCCUUCUUGGCACUCUUGGUGGCCUCGGUCGAGAGCCAUCUGGGGGUUCUGGGGCCUAAGAACGUCUCGCAGAAAGACGCCGAGUUUGAGCGCACCUACGUGGAUGAGGUCAACAGCGAGCUGGUCAACAUCUACACCUUCAACCAUACUGUGACCCGCAACCGGACAGAGGGCGUGAGAGUGUCCGUGAAUGUCCUGAACAAGCAGAAGGGGGCUCCUUUGCUGUUUGUGGUCCGCCAGAAGGAGGCGGUGGUGUCCUUCCAGGUGCCCCUGAUCCUGCGAGGGAUGUUUCAGCGCAAGUACCUCUACCAAAAGGUGGAACGAACGCUGUGUCAGCCCCCCACCAAGAAUGAGUCCGAGGUCCAGUUCUUCUACGUGGAUGUGUCCACCCUGUCACCAGUCAACACCACGUACCAGCUCCGCGUCAGCCGAAUGGAUGACUUCGUGCUCAGGACCGGAGAGCAGUUCAGCUUUAAUACCACGGCGGCGCAGCCCCAGUACUUCAAGUAUGAGUUCCCGGAAGGAGUGGACUCAGUCAUUGUCAAGGUGACCUCCAACGAGGCCUUCCCCUGCUCAGUCAUCUCCAUCCAGGAUGUCCUGUGCCCUGUCUAUGACCUAGACAACAACGUAGCCUUCAUUGGCAUGUACCAGACUAUGACCAAGAAGGCAGCCAUCACCGUGCAGCGCAAAGACUUCCCCAGCAACAGCUUUUACGUGGUAGUGGUGGUGAAAACUGAAGACCAAGCCUGUGGAGGCUCCCUGCCUUUCUACCCCUUUAUAGAAGAUGAACCGGUCGAUCAGGGGCACCGCCAGAAAACCCUGUCAGUGUUGGUCUCUCGAGCAGUCACGUCCGAGGCCUACGUUGGCGGUAUGCUCUUUUGCCUGGGCAUAUUUCUCUCCUUCUACCUGCUUACCGUGCUCCUGGCCUGCUGGGAGAACUGGAGGCAGAGGAAGAAGAGCCUUCUGGUGGCCGUGGACCGAGCCUGCCCAGAAAGUGCUUCUCUCCUUGGUCACCCUCGGGUCCUGGCUGAUUCCUUCCCUGGCAGCUCCCCGUACGAGGGCUACAACUACGGCUCCUUUGAGAAUGGUUCCGGUUCCACUGGAUCCACCGACGGUCUGGUUGGCAGCGCGGGCCCUGGGGACCUCUCCUACAAUUACCAGGACCAUUCCCUUGAUCCUGUGGGCACCCGGCCACGACUGGACUCCAUGAGCUCUGUGGAGGAGGACGACUAUGACACAUUGGCCGACAUCGAUUCAGACAAGAAUGUCAUUCGCACCAAGCAAUACCUCUGCGUGGCUGACCUGGCACGCAAGGACAAACGCGUCCUGCGGAAAAAGUACCAGAUCUACUUCUGGAACAUUGCCACCAUUGCUGUCUUCUAUGCACUUCCUGUGGUGCAGCUGGUGAUCACCUACCAGACGGUGGUGAAUGUCACAGGGAACCAGGACAUCUGCUACUACAACUUCCUCUGCGCCCACCCUCUAGGCAACCUCAGCGCUUUCAACAACAUCCUCAGCAACCUGGGGUACAUCCUGCUGGGGCUGCUCUUCCUGCUGGUCAUCCUGCAGCGGGAGAUCAACCACAACCGGGCCCUGCUGCGCAACGACCUCUACGCCCUGGAAUGUGGGAUCCCCAAACACUUUGGCCUCUUCUAUGCCAUGGGCACGGCCCUGAUGAUGGAGGGGCUACUUAGCGCUUGCUAUCACGUCUGCCCCAACUAUACCAAUUUCCAGUUUGACACGUCAUUCAUGUACAUGAUCGCGGGGCUCUGCAUGCUGAAGCUGUACCAGAAGCGGCACCCAGACAUCAACGCCAGUGCCUACAGCGCCUAUGCCUGCUUGGCCAUCGUCAUUUUCUUCUCUGUGCUGGGCGUGGUCUUCGGCAAAGGGAACACAGCAUUCUGGGUCAUCUUCUCGGUCAUUCACAUCAUUGCCACCCUGCUCCUCAGCACACAGCUCUAUUACAUGGGCCGCUGGAAGCUGGACUCGGGGAUCUGCCGUCGCAUUCUCCACGUGCUCUACACGGACUGCAUCCGGCAGUGCAGCGGGCCCCUCUACGUGGACCGCAUGGUGCUGCUGGUUAUGGGCAACAUUAUCAACUGGUCACUGGCUGCCUAUGGGCUCAUCAUGCGUCCCAAUGAUUUUGCCUCCUACUUGUUGGCCAUUGGCAUCUGCAACCUGCUUCUUUACUUUGCCUUCUACAUCAUUAUGAAGCUCCGGAGCGGGGAGAGGAUCAAGCUCAUUCCCCUGCUCUGUAUCAUCUGCACCUCGGUGGUCUGGGGCUUUGCACUCUUCUUCUUCUUCCAGGGGCUCAGCACCUGGCAGAAAACCCCUGCAGAGUCACGGGAGCACAACCGGGACUGCAUCCUCCUCGACUUCUUUGAUGACCACGACAUCUGGCACUUCCUCUCCUCCAUCGCCAUGUUUGGGUCAUUCCUGGUGUUGCUGACACUGGACGACGACCUGGACACAGUGCAGCGGGACAAGAUCUACGUCUUCUAGUGGGAGCCGGGCCCCUUGCUUCUCUCACUGGGCCCUUAGCUCCUCUGCCGCACUGCCCAGAGCCUCCGUAGUGCCAGGGGCGUGAGUCCCAGCCCUGCUGCCCAGUGCCAGGUGGCCAUGGGACAGCGAGGUCCAGCCCAGGCUUGGCCUGGGACAGUCACAGGGUGGCCUUGAGCCUUGUUCCUGCCCUCUGCUGGGGAGGAGGCCUGCUCCCCUGAAACCCUGGAUGUUGGCCAAAUUGCUGUUUUCUUCUCAGUAUUGGGGCCCUCCACAGGUCCCCGUCCGUCAGCUCUCUGUUUGUCAUCUGCAGAAGAAAGGAGGGAAGUGUUGCCUGCCCAUCUCAUGCCUUGCCAUUCUGCCCACCCUUCCCCUCCCCCCUGGCCUGGGACCCAAAGCCCUUUCUUCUUCCCCGAGCUUCCACUCCAGGGCCCUGGUCUGGGGCCUGAUUCUCUGUCCUGCACCAGGGUUCUCUCCACUACUCCUGGGUCUGCACCUGGCUGCCAUCACUGCCCACUCAGCUCAGCCAGGAUGGAUGGGGCUGUCGGAUUUUGGGGACCGGCCAGCUGGUGCUGGGCUUUUGGUGCUAAGGCCUGCGAGGGGUCCCAGGCAGUGCUGCCUCCUACCUCUGACCUGUGCUCAGGGCUGGCUCUUUAGCAACGAGCGUCAGCCCACAUUGUCAGAACCACCUUUGAUCGAAGGACUGAAUUCAGAGGUCACUUUCGUAUCCCGUCAGCUCCCAGACUGAUGUUGGCACCAGGAUUGGAGGGAAAAAGCAACUCACUUUCCUUCCCUUCCUUUUUCUUUCCAGGCCCUUAGUCCUGCCAAGCCCCAGUUGGGGGCCUUUCAGUGCCAUUGACCCUGCCCAAGAAUGUCCAGAGGCGAAGGAGGGGAGAUACAAAGAGCCCAGCCCGGCCCGCCUCCUCCACGGCCACGGGAGCCCCAGUGCCUAUCUUAGAAAGGGGCUCAGGGAAGGGACAUGACAUUCCCCUCUAUGUCCCUGGUCCAGCCUCACUCUAGGACCCAGGGCUGGCUUCUAAGUUUCCGUCCAGUCUUCAGCCAAGUUCUGUGUCAGUUGCACACAUGCACACAUAUGAAAUCUUGGAGUUUACACUGAGUUGCCCCAGCUCUGGUUCCCCUGGCUGCUCUGCGCCUUGGAUCCUCUUCGCCCUACCUGGUCUGUUCUAGAUGCCAAGGUCGGGGGAGGUCAGGUCGGGCCUCUGCCUUGGGGAUGGGAAUGUGUUUUAUUCUCCUCAGUUUGUUUUUAUAGCUCUCCUUUGGGCUGGGGAGAGGAGGAGGGAGGGUCUGGAUCUUUUUUCAGAGCUCCGUUUAAUGUCUGUUUCCAUGCUAUGGUUGCAUUUCUGUUUUCUAUGAAUGAGUCUGCAUUCAAUUAAAGAAACAACCAGAUGCA
Messenger RNA from Delphinapterus leucas (beluga whale), 4468 nucleotides. The record is from RefSeq and is a predicted model, not a curated record. Lineage: Eukaryota; Metazoa; Chordata; Mammalia; Artiodactyla; Monodontidae.